CAGCAGAUGCGCUCGACUGUAACCGCAGUGGACAUGUCCGCCGUCGUGUCUUAUUUAUGAGACGACAGAGCGGUCACGAAUGAGGGCCCCCAACCAGCCCCGCCUCCUCUCGCCCUCCGGGACAGCGCACAACAUGGUUUCCAACAACGCGGCGCCCCCCGCUACUCGGCCUGUCGAUUUUGAAGAGAACGAUUACAGCGACAAGGCAGUCGUCGACAUUGCUGCCCAGGCAGCUGAACAUGUCAAGUCAAAGGAGGAGCGCUUGUUUGUCGCCCGCCUCGACUGCGUGCUCAUGGUCUUUGCCUUUCUGUCUCAGGUGAUCAAGAUUCUCGACCAGCAGAAUGUUGCGUCGGCAUACGUGUCGGGUAUGAAGGAGGACCUUCACAUCAAGGGCAACGAGUACAACUACUUCACAACGUAUUUCAACAUUGGCUACGCCAUCUUCGUCAUUCCCUCGCAAAUCAUGAUGACCAAGGUCGACCCUGCUAUCUGGCUGCCGUCCCUCGAGAUCGCCUGGGGCAUCCUCACCCUCGCCUUCUUCCGCGUCCAAAACGUAACCCAGAUCUACAUCAUGCGCGCGUUCGUCGGUGCAUUCGAGGCCAGCGCGUACCCCGGCACGGUCACGCUGCUCGCUGCGUGGUACACGCCGCGUGAGCUCGCCUUCCGUAUUUCGGUCUACCACAGUGCUCAGUGGGCUUGGAAACAGAUAUCGAGCGGCCUCACUGCCGCCAUCUUCCAAGGUCUUGACGGCGUUCAUGGCAUCGCGGGCUGGCGCUGGAUGUUUAUCAUCGAUGCCAUCCUGACGGUGGCACUGGCCGCCGGUGGCUUCUUCCUCAUUCCUGGCUAUCCGUCAAAGAAGAAGUCGGUCACGUCCCCUCGUGCAUUCUGGCUCAAUGAUCGUCACCUGGAGAUUGCCAAUGAGCGCAGCAAGCGCUUUGGCCGUGCAGCCAACAAGUCGUUCAACCUCCGCGCGGUCAAGCGCGCCUUCAAGUCUCCCCAGACGCUCCUCAUCCCUACACUUUACGUAGCCUCGCAGCUCGCUCAGCAAGGGUACCUCUACUUCAACUUGUGGCUGAAAUCCCUCAAGAAUGCCGAUGGCUCCCCUCGCUGGUCAAUCACACAGGUCAACGCCCUCCCGAUGGCCGGCUAUGCUGCUUCCAUCCUUUGCGUUUGGAUGUGGGGCUUUGUAUCUGAUCGUUUCCAAAACCGGUGGAUCGUGGUAGCCGCCCAGGGUACCAUCGGUUUGAUCCCAGGCAUCAUGAUGAGCGUGUGGAACAUUCCGAUUGGGGCAAAGUACUUUGCCUACUACCUCUGUUUCACGUUCCUUGCCACCACACCGCCGCUCAUGGCAUGGCUAUCGGACAUGACCCCGAACGACGCCGAGCAGCGAGCCUUCAUCAUCGGCUGUACAACGGCAUCGUGGUAUGCGUUCAACAGCUGGGUCAACAUCCUCGUGUGGCCAGCCAGCAAGGCGCCUCACUAUCCCGUCGGUUGGCAAGUCACCAUCGGCUUGUGGUGCUUCAUCUUCGCGAUGCUCGCCCUCACACGCUACGUCGAUCUUUACUAUGUCCGGCCCCGCAACGCCCGUCAGAGGGAGGAUGCGGCUCUCGAGGCCGACGACUUGGCCUCGGAGACAUCCCCAGACGCCAAGUCCAAUGUUGUCGUUGCGGUCCGCGAAGACAAUCGUGCGUAGGUUGGGAAGGGGAGUGGG
Messenger RNA from Vanrija pseudolonga, 1711 nucleotides. Its product is annotated as putative transporter SEO1. Gene Ontology annotation, biological process: transmembrane transport. The transcript is spliced from 9 exons. Gene Ontology annotation, cellular component: membrane. The coding region runs from base 80 to 1693 and encodes 537 amino acids. The record is from RefSeq and is a predicted model, not a curated record. NCBI's taxonomy places the organism in Eukaryota, Fungi, Basidiomycota, Tremellomycetes, Trichosporonales, Trichosporonaceae. Gene Ontology annotation, molecular function: transmembrane transporter activity.